This is a messenger RNA of Quercus robur (English oak), 867 nucleotides long. Its product is annotated as calcium-binding protein CP1. NCBI's taxonomy places the organism in Eukaryota, Viridiplantae, Streptophyta, Magnoliopsida, Fagales, Fagaceae. The coding region runs from base 116 to 616 and encodes 166 amino acids. Gene Ontology annotation, molecular function: calcium ion binding. The transcript has a single exon. The record is from RefSeq and is a predicted model, not a curated record.
CACAACUCCUAACAACCCUUCAUUUCUAAACCUCUAUAUUACUUUCGUAGCAUAAACCACUAGUUACGUUUCUAGCUUUUCUUUCACAAAAACAAACAAACAGACAGCAAUAAUAAUGUGUCCUUCUGGUACGACUUUACGAGCUGCAACCACCGCCGUGGGUUCAGAUUUGAGGCCAGCGUUUAACGUGCUUGAUGUUGAUCACGAUGGCAAGAUUAGCCGUGAAGAUCUCCGCAAGUUUUAUUCUGGCUUUUCAAGCGGUGGUGCUGACGAAGAGGCUAUAAAGACAAUGAUGUCUGUGGCGGAUUUGAACAAAGAUGGGUUCGUUGAGUACUACGAGUUUGAACGUGUUUUGGGGUCUCAGAAAAGGUCUUCUUCAAGAAACGGUGGGGUUAUGGAAGACGUGUUUAGGGUUAUGGACAAGGAUGGAGAUGGGAAAUUGAGCCACGAAGAUUUGAAGAGUUACAUGGAAUGGGCUGGGUUCUCUGCUAACGAUGAAGAUAUUAGAGCUAUGAUUAGAUUGGGCGCUGGUGAUGAAAAAGAUGGUGUGUCCUAUGAUGGUUUGCUUAAGAUUUUGGCUAUUGAUUUUGUCGGCGAAUCUUCUCGAUCGUGUUAAAUUUUUGAGUUUUUUUUUUUUCUUUUUUUGGGGGGGGGGGGGGGGGGGGGGGGGGGGUUUCAUUUCCAUUAUAUUAGUGAAUGGAUCAAAAGGCUACUUUUCAAACCUUUUUUUGGGCAAAAGUGACAAUUUUUGAGAAUGUGAGCUUGACUAGAAUGUUAUGAACCAUGCCAGGUUAGGCCAGGUCGAUUUGGGCUUUGACUGUCCGCUGUGUGUACCUUAAUCCUUAAUAAUUUGCACUCUAUUCGGUA